Ceratina calcarata is the source of this 2962-nucleotide messenger RNA. Its product is annotated as sodium/potassium-transporting ATPase subunit alpha. Gene Ontology annotation, biological process: sodium ion export across plasma membrane; proton transmembrane transport; potassium ion import across plasma membrane. The transcript has 9 exons. The record is from RefSeq and is a predicted model, not a curated record. Lineage: Eukaryota; Metazoa; Arthropoda; Insecta; Hymenoptera; Apidae. Gene Ontology annotation, molecular function: ATP hydrolysis activity; P-type sodium:potassium-exchanging transporter activity; ATP binding. The coding region runs from base 1 to 2931 and encodes 976 amino acids. Gene Ontology annotation, cellular component: plasma membrane.
AUGGAAUCUUUGCGCCGCGAUAUCGAAACGGACGUUCACCUCCAGGCGCCACAAGAUUUACUGCAAACUUUGCAAACUGACGCCAACCACGGUUUAUCCACGACCGCUGCACGCGAUCUCUUAAACAAACAUGGUUUGAAUGCACUAACGCCUCCGAGAGUGACUUCCAGCGUUCUGAAAUUCUUACAACGAUGUUUCGGUGGAUUCUCUUUCCUCAUAUGGGUGGGCGCGGUAUUGUGCUUUUGCAAUUACUUGUUGGAACGCGGGGCUUACGGCAAGGGGUCGAACGAGCAUUUGGGCCUCGGAGUGGUGCUUGUCGCUCUGACUUUAAUUACAGCAAUGUUCAGCCACUAUCAGGAGUCGAAAAGUUCGCGGAUCAUGGAAUCAUUCCAGCAGAUGUUGCCGCCGAAAGCGAAAGUCCUUAGGGACGGCGAGAAAAAGGAGUUGUGUGUUGCUGAAGUGGUCGUCGGGGACAUUGUCCUUUUGGAAACCGGUGACCGAGUACCUGCUGACAUUAGGAUUCUGGAAUGUCAAGGCCUCAAGGUUGACAAUGCCUCUAUUACCGGCGAAUCGAUCCCGCUUUUGAGAACAGCGAACGUACAGCUAGAAAGCGGACUGAUGGAAGCUAAAAAUAUGGUUUUCUUCUCGACUGAUAUAGUGGAAGGCACUGGGAAAGGAGUCGUGGUCGCUUGCGGCAACGAUACAGUUAUGGGAAGAGUCGCUAAAUUAACGGCGAAGCUGGCACCGAGACCGACGCCGCUUUCGCGCGAGAUCCAACGGUUCAUGAAAUUGAUAUCGUGCUGGGCAAUUUUUCUGGGCAUACUAUUUUUCUCUCUCUCCGCCGCGAUGGGGUACAGUUGGAUCACUUCGACGACGUUUCUAAUUGGCAUCAUAGUCGCGAACGUUCCGGAGGGACUGGUGGCCACCAUGACCGUCAGCCUCACUGUAACGGCUAAGAGAAUGGCGAGCAAAAAUUGCUUGGUGAAGCAUCUGGAAGCCAUUGAGACGCUCGGAUGCACCGCUGUUAUUUGCAGUGACAAAACAGGAACACUUACGCAAAAUAAAAUGACCGUUCGACACAUGUGGUACGACGGUAAAUUGCACGAGGUAAUGGCCUCUGACACGUGGCGAAAAUACGUUAAGAAUCCUGGAUUCCAUAACUUGGCUAGAGUGGCCUGCCUUUGCAAUCGAGCCGAAUGGGCGACUUUACCUCCGAACGUACCUAAACCACCUUUGAAUAAGAGACAGAUUCUGGGAGAUGCUUCCGACGCUGCUUUGUUAAAAUGCAUGGAAGUUCUUGUUAGAGGCGGCACGGAUGCGUACAGGAAAGCUUAUACCAAGGUGUUCGAAGUACCGUUCAAUUCCACCGACAAGUAUCAGGCAAACGUUUACCUUAUUGGCAAGAAACACACUAUUUUCCUAAAGGGCGCACCUGAAAGAGUUAUAGAUCGAUGUUCGACUGUAUCGUUUGGCAGCGAAACGGUGGAUUUGGAUGACGAGAUCAGGAACGCUUACACGGAGUCUUGUUACAUCCUUGCGAAUAAUGGCGAACGAGUGCUCGGUUUUGCCGAUCUCGACCUUCCCGUGAAUACUUUCCCGCCGGGUUACGUGUUUCACGAAGACCCCCCGAACUUUCCUCUUGAGAAUUUGAGACUAAUCGGAUUGGUAUCGAUGAUGGAUCCACCGAGGCCAACGGUGCCGGACGCGGUUUAUAAUUGUCGCUGCGCCGGGAUCAAGGUGAUCAUGGUUACCGGUGAUCACCCUGACACGGCAAGGGCGAUCGCCAAAUACGUCGGUAUCAUCACUGACGAUUUCCUGCACGAUCAGGAGGGAAAGAAGCACUCGAUCGUGGUAACAGGAAUGGAGUUGCGGGAUUUGGAAUCGGAUCAACUCGACAGUAUCAUAAGAGAAUAUCCCGAGAUAGUUUUUGCUAGAACUUCGCCUGUGCAGAAGCUGCAGAUCGUGGAGAGUUGUCAACGGCUUCAUUUGAUUACCGCAGUCACUGGUGACGGAGUCAAUGACUCGCCGGCAUUGAAGAAGGCAGAUAUCGGUAUCGCCAUGGGAAUUGCGGGAUCGGAUGUGUCCAGAGAAGUAGCAGACUUGAUUUUGUUGAACGACGAUUUUGCAACAAUAAUUACCGGGAUCGAGGAGGGUCGAAGGUUGUUCGACAACUUAAAGUCGAGCAUCGCGUACACCUUGGCUAGCAACGUCCCGGAGAUAACACCCUUCUUAGCAUUCAUAGUACUCGGAAUACCUUUACCCGUGGGCGUGAUUUGCGUAUUGUGCAUAGAUCUCGGGACGGAUAUGUGGCCGGCCGUUUCUCUGGCUUACGAGAAAUCCGAAUCGGAUAUCAUGCUCAGAAAACCAAGAAUACCUAACAUCGAUCACCUGGUCAGUCGGCGAUUGCUUUUCGUGUCUUACGGACAGAUCGGCGUGAUCGAGGCGUGCGCCGGUUUCUUUACGUAUUUCGUGGUGAUGGCCGAGUGCGGAUUUCUACCCGACAGAUUACUGAACUUGCGAUCGUUGUGGGAUAGCAGUUCCGUGAACGAUUUGCAGGACAGCUUCGGCCAGGAAUGGACGUACGAACAACGAAAGAUCCUCGAAUAUACAUGCCAUACCGCUUUCUUCGUCAGUAUAGUGAUCGUACAGGUGGCUGACGUGAUGAUCUGCAAGACGAGCAGGAACUCGCUAUUUCAGCAGGGUAUGAGCAACUGGGUGCUUAACUUCGGCAUAGUGUUCGAAAUAAUAGUGGCGUGCGUUGUUUGCUACGCGCCGUACAUGGACGAGAUCCUCAGAACAUAUCCACUGUUCUUCGAUUGGUGGCUGCCGGGAAUACCAUACGCUUUUAUUAUUUUGAUCUACGACGAACUCAGAAAAUUUUGGAUCAGAAAAUAUCCUGGUGGAUGGUGGGAUCGUGAAACUUGCUAUUAAAUACGAAUAGAAACUCGAAGUUUUAUUCAGU